AUGUUAGACAAUCCCAACAACGCCAUAAGACCCGACUUCAGUGCUACGGGAGAACACGCGAAUGCCAGAGCUCGCCUCAUUGACAAAGGCAUUGCAGACGAUGCCUUAGCAGCAGAAGCAUUAGACACAAUCUGGACCUUGAACAACGAAGCUGCCAAGGACGCCUGGGCAGAACAGGAAGAAGACGAACAGAGACAAGCACAAGAUGCUCGUUGUCGCGCUGCCGAAUUAGACCAAGAACGCCAGUGCGUUCUCGAAGACGAGUUGACUGCAGCACGCAAAGAAGAGCUCAAAAAGAACAAAGCCAAGUUCGUUCCAGUCUCGAACGCCAAAAUCCCCACUAUCCCUGUCGUCAUUCCCUCCAGUUAUGCAGUCAGGAAACUCAAGGCAGGGGAGUACUGCGAAUUGUACUACUUCACCAACAGAGGUCUGAACGAAGCCAAGAAAAACCUCCUCUCAACGGAACCUCAAGGCAUGAUCUUACUCCCAAGAGAAGACGGCCAGCAAAGGUGGGUGAACGCUGACGAAACCCGCGACUCCAAGACAAUUAUCACCAAGGAUGAAAAUCUCUCCUGGGAAGACUUCAACGAAGCCGCCCCACACAUAAUUGUAGCCAUG
Molecule: messenger RNA, 618 nt
Organism: Suillus clintonianus
Lineage: Eukaryota; Fungi; Basidiomycota; Agaricomycetes; Boletales; Suillaceae
Exons: 2
Source: RefSeq, a predicted model, not a curated record